GGAGAGCGGGAAGGGGAGCGGAACGAGGGCGGCCCCGCGCUCCAUUGGCGGGCUGUGGCCAAUGGCGCUACCGGGGCGGGCCCGGGCACUGCCGGCCCGGGAUGGCGCGGACCAAGGCGGAGCAGCGUGGAGGAGCCUUCCGCAAGGUGCUGGUUGCCCGCGCUCCCCGGAAGGCGCUGGGCUCCUGCAGCAUCAACGCGGGGACGCCGCUGCCCAGCAAGAGAGGUGACAGGCGCCCUGUGGGGCUGAACCGGGUCUGUUUGAGGCCGGUGCCCGCCUGGCAAAGGGGCAUCAGCGACUUCCUGAAGCUUCCAUCCAAGGAGAACCGGGAUCCCGACGGAGACACACCUGGGACCAGCGGCCUGGAGUGGGUGCUGGGCAAGAGGAGGCAUAAAGCUCAGCCCCUGCCACUGGAUCCUGCCGAAGAUGGAGACUGCUUGGAGGAAGAGGAGAUCUGAUUUGACCUCGAUUUUCAUGUUAAAAUGCUCCUCCUACUCUAGCUGGUUUUGAUACAAAAUACUGUAGUUUUUUACAAAUUUUUAUGGCUUCUUGUCAGUGUUUGUACAAGACUAAAAGUCUGAGAGAUGGUGUGAACACUGGAUAAAUUAAUUAAUUUUUACUGUUUGACACUCCAUGUUCAUUGUAAACCACCAGUUUCAUUUUCAUCUUGGUUUGCUUGAGUUCCUCCUGCCUGUUGGGCAGGUUGUGUCUUUUAUCUUCUGACUGCCUUGUGCUUGUCUAAGACUUGCAUGAUUGUGGUUGUUCAGUUUCUGAAAAUCAGAUCUUAAUUUUUUAGUAAACUGAAUCCUUCUGAGCCCA
This is a messenger RNA of Parus major (Great Tit), 819 nucleotides long. It is a transcript of the gene PCLAF, whose product is annotated as PCNA clamp associated factor. The coding region runs from base 102 to 458 and encodes 118 amino acids. Gene Ontology annotation, biological process: regulation of cell cycle; translesion synthesis. Lineage: Eukaryota; Metazoa; Chordata; Aves; Passeriformes; Paridae. Gene Ontology annotation, molecular function: chromatin binding. The transcript is spliced from 4 exons. The record is from RefSeq and is a predicted model, not a curated record. Gene Ontology annotation, cellular component: nucleus.